Messenger RNA from Vicia faba (fava bean), 2199 nucleotides. NCBI's taxonomy places the organism in Eukaryota, Viridiplantae, Streptophyta, Magnoliopsida, Fabales, Fabaceae. The record is from the annotation of a GenBank genome assembly.
AUGGAAACUGGGUUAAGCUCGGAAAAUUUAGAUAAGGGGAGGAUUAAAAGGGGUGGCAAUAGCAAAAGGAAGGAAUAUUCUAGUAAUGGUAUCAAAAUUGAACCUUUUGUUCCUAGAAGAGAUCAUAAUCCUAAAGAGUUGAAGACUUGGGCCAAGAGAACUGGGUUUGUGUCUGAUUACUCGGGUGAAGCUGGUACUAGUGCAAGUCAGAAUUUUGAUAGUGUUGUUGUAGGUUAUGAUCAUAAAGAAGGAGGAGGGUCUUCUCCUAAGAUAGAGAUUGAUCCAGUUCUCGGGGUAGCGAGGCCAAGCCGGGACAGCGAGAUUGAGCUGGAUUCUGAGUCCAAGCAUGGAGGUAGUAGAAGGAGUGAAAAAGACAAGUUUUUUAGGCCAAACUAUGCUUUGGAUUAUGGUGAAAAGAAAAUUGAUUUGAGAGGGAAUGGUGAGACUAAUGGUCAUGGACUUGGAGUCUCUGCAGUUACUCCACUUCCAGAAGAAAAGAAGAAAGAGGAAGGUGUAACUGAAGGAGAAGUUAAGGUGAAUCUGUAUGCAGAAGGAGAGGAACCUGCUGAUAGAGGGCGGCAUAGACCUUCUGAAAUGAAGUAUGGACUAACCGGAAAUCCUGGUUUUGUACCUCUUAUCUACUAUGGCCUGCAGCACUACCUAUCAUUGAUUGGCUCGUUAGUGUUUAUUCCGUUAGUAAUGGUGCCGACAAUGGGUGGAACGGACAACGAUACUGCUAAGGUAAUUUCUACAAUGCUGUUUCUUUCUGGCGCCACAACAAUACUGCAUUUGUACUUUGGAACUCGACUUCCUUUAGUUCAAGGAAGCUCCUUUGUGUAUUUGGCUCCGGCAUUAGUUAUCAUAAAUUCAGAAGAGUUUCGAAAUCUUACACACCAUAAAUUUCGGCACAUAAUGAGGGAACUUCAAGGAGCUAUAAUUGUUGGUUCAAUAUUCCAAUGUGUUCUUGGAUUUAGUGGUUUAAUGUCUAUUCUUCUCAGGGUAAUCAACCCAAUUGUGGUGGCUCCAACUGUUGCUGCUGUAGGUUUAGCAUUCUUCAGCUAUGGAUUUCCACAAGCUGGCACUUGCAUUGAAAUCAGCAUUCCAUUGAUAGUGUUGGUUCUUAUAUUCACUCUGCAUCUUCGCAGAAUAUCUAUCUUUGGACACCACUUGUUUCGAAUUUAUGCUGUUCCUUUAAGUGUUACGAUAAUUUGGAUAUAUGCAUCGUUUUUAACAGCCGGGGGAGCUUAUAACUACAAAGGAUGUGAUCCGAACAUCCCUAGUUCAAACAUUCUGAUUGAUGCAUGCAAAAAGCAUGCGUAUACAAUGAAGCAUUGCAGGACUGAUGUAUCAAAUGCAUUGUCAACUUCUUCAUGGAUCAGAUUUCCUUACCCUUUACAAUGGGGUUUACCGAUUUUUCAUUUUAGGACUUGCAUAAUCAUGGUCGUAGUCUCACUGGUUGCCUCCGUGGAUUCUGUUGGAACUUAUCAUAGUGCAUCUCUGAGAAUUAAUUUGAAGCCUCCAACCCCGGGAGUUGUGAGCCGUGGAAUUGCAUUGGAGGGUUUCUGUAGUAUAUUGGCAGGUCUUUGGGGUUCAGGAACUGGUUCAACUACGCUGACUGAAAAUGUUCACACAAUCGACAUAACAAGGGUUGCAAGUCGGAGGGUAGUGGAACUCGGAGCAGCCUUCAUGAUCCUCUUCUCAAUUAUCGGAAAGGUGGGUGCUCUUCUAGCUUCUAUUCCACAGGCAUUAGCUGCAUCAGUACUAUGUUUCAUAUGGGCCCUUAUUACCGCAUUAGGCCUCUCAACAUUACAGUAUGGUCAAUCUGGAAACUUCAGGAAGAUAAAAAUAGUUGGUGUUUCAUUGUUCCUUGGUCUAUCAAUCCCUUCCUACAUUCAACAAUACCAGCCUCAAACCAGUUUGAUAUUGCCCUCUUAUCUGGUUCCUUAUGUAGCUGCUUCUAGCGGACCAUUUCAUUCAGGAAUUAAACAACUUGAUUUUGCAAUCAAUGCCCUUAUGUCCUUAAACAUGGUGGUUACAAUGUUGGUGGCAUUCAUACUGGAAAACACAGUACCAAGAAAUGCUCAAGAACGAGCGGAGUAUAUAUGGAUGCAACCUCAAGACAUUGCGACUGAUCCCUCGCUGGCGUCUGCAUAUUCGUUGCCAAGGAAAGUUGCUAGAUGUUUCUGUUGGGCAAAGUAG